Molecule: messenger RNA, 1135 nt
Organism: Juglans microcarpa x Juglans regia
Lineage: Eukaryota; Viridiplantae; Streptophyta; Magnoliopsida; Fagales; Juglandaceae
Product: probable WRKY transcription factor 29
Exons: 2
Coding region: 157-1104 (315 amino acids)
Biological process (GO): regulation of DNA-templated transcription
Cellular component (GO): nucleus
Molecular function (GO): transcription cis-regulatory region binding; DNA-binding transcription factor activity
Source: RefSeq, a predicted model, not a curated record
AUAACCAAACCCUGACUUCAAUAUUUUCCUCACAAAGUUCUCUGCAGUUCUCUGGCAGUCUAUACAUAUAUAGUCACCUCCUCCUCCGCCGGAGUCCGCUGCUCUCAGCUCUCUGAUCUCUCUCUCUCUCUCUCUCCAAAUAUUAUAAGGUCUUUGAUGAGUGAAUUUGCAUGCAUGGAGGACUGGGAUUUGCAAGCUGUUGUAAGAGGGUGCAUAAAUAUUGAAGCCCCUACUGCUAUCCUUGGGGACCCAAAAUCUUGUUUUCCUCCUAUGAAUGCUGUAGAAGAUGGUGCUUUAAGCUUUCCUGAAAACAGUGAAACUACAACAGUUUCAGAUAAACUGGAAAUGCUUUACAAGCCCUUCUAUCCUGUCUUGAACCCUGUUAAUUCCUCACAAACCAUCCUUGCAAGCUCCAUAUCUGCUCCUAAAGAACUCAAAGAACCAGACCAGAUCAAGCAAAGUAUAAAAUCACCAAAAUUAAGAAGGAAGAAUCAGCAGAAAAGGGUGGUGCAAUAUGUGACAGCAGCCGAGGGAUUUUGCUCAGAUAUGUGGGCGUGGCGUAAAUACGGUCAGAAACCCAUCAAGGGAUCGCCAUAUCCGAGGAGCUACUACAGGUGCAGCAGUUCAAAAGGGUGUUCAGCAAGAAAGCAGGUGGAACGGAGCCCUUUGGACCCGGGAGUUUUCAUUGUAACGUACACUUCAGAACACAAUCACAGCCGUCCAACUCGCCGAAACUCCCUCGCUGGCAGCACCCGAAGCAACUUAACAACACCCAGAAAGAAAACCAAAUAUUCUCAAUAUUCUUCCAAAGUCCUUUCUCCAACAACCCCUUUGAUGGCAUCCAUUGAGGACGAGUUUGUGCAAAAUGCGAGCUCGAAGAAAGAGGAACAGCAAAUAUUGGUGCAAGAAACUGAUAAAGGUAAUGAAAUUUUCAAUAUAGAUGAUAUAGUAUUGGAAAACGAACCAUUUCCAAGCCUGGAGGAUUUUGAGGAACUGGCCUCAGAACCGGCGCCCUUGAGUGGAUGCUGUUUGGAUUCAUUAUUGGAAAACAUUCCUGUACCUUGGUUCGUUGAUCGAUCCACAGCCACAAAUGAUGGUCAUUGACGCGGAGCAUGCAUAUGCGAUAUACAGGAUA